Molecule: messenger RNA, 2265 nt
Organism: Galleria mellonella (greater wax moth)
Lineage: Eukaryota; Metazoa; Arthropoda; Insecta; Lepidoptera; Pyralidae
Product: sorbitol dehydrogenase-like
Exons: 8
Coding region: 106-1182 (358 amino acids)
Biological process (GO): D-sorbitol catabolic process
Molecular function (GO): zinc ion binding; L-iditol 2-dehydrogenase (NAD+) activity
Source: RefSeq, a predicted model, not a curated record
GGCGACUGCUCAUAAAUUCUGUCUGCCUGCCAGGCCAGCUGAGCCGGCCCACAGUCUGAGCACAGUUGUGACCGCACAAUCGAUAGUACUACACGUCAAGUCAACAUGUCCAAAGAUAACCUCACCGCGCUUCUUUACAAACCGAAGGAUCUUAAAUUGGUACAAACACCUAUACCAGAAAUAUCAGAAGAUGAGGUUCUUUUGCGGAUGGACUGCGUGGGCAUCUGCGGCUCGGACGUCCACUAUUGGCAAACUGGACAAUGCGGUCACUUCGUCCUCAAAGAACCUAUGAUAAUGGGACACGAGGCUUCCGGAGUUGUAGCAAAAAUCGGUUCCAAAGUGAGGAACCUGAAGGUGGGUGACCGCGUGGCCAUCGAGCCCGGUGUGCCGUGCCGGUACUGCGAGUUCUGCAAGACGGGCCGCUACCACCUGUGUCCUGACAUCGUCUUCUGCGCCACACCGCCAGUGCACGGGAACCUCGUUAGAUACUACAAGCACGCUGCUGACUUCUGCUAUAAACUACCUGACCACGUAUCAAUGGAAGAAGGAGCACUCCUAGAGCCACUGUCAGUAGGCGUCCACGCGUGUCGCCGCGGGAAGGUGACGGCGGGAGACCACGUGCUGGUGCUCGGCGCCGGGCCCAUCGGCCUCAUGAUCCUACUGACCGCCAAAGCGAUGGGGGCCAGCAAAGUACUCAUCACAGACGUUCUUCAAUCCCGUUUGGACUUCGCCAAGAAGAUGGGCGCCGACAGCACCCUCCUGGUGAAGCCUGACUCCAACGAGGCGGAGCUCGUGAAGAAAGUGCACGAGCUGCUCGGCAACCACCCUGACGUCUCACUGGACGCGUGCGGCGUGUCCGCAACCACUCGGCUCUCGUUACUGGCGACCAAAUCCGGUGGUACGGUCGUGAUAGUUGGCAUGGGGGCGUCAGAGCUCACCCUGCCGCUGGCUGCAGCGGUCGCCAGGGAAGUCGACAUCAAGGGGAUCUUCCGAUAUGUUAACGAAUACCCGAUAGCACUGUCGAUGUUGGCCAACGGUCAAGUGAACGUGAAACCGCUGGUGAGCCACCACUUCGACAUCGAGCAGACUCUGGAGGCGUACGAGAUCGCGCGCCGCGGCACCGGCAUCAAGGUCAUGAUCCACGUCCAGCCGAGGGACACCAACAACCCUAACAAGUUCUAGUGACUCGGGUACCAUAUCUGGUCUUUGUUUAAUUUGAUACAGUUAUCCAUAUGCUGCGAACCGGUUGUCAAAAAUUUAUAAUCGAUGCAUCGAUUAUUUCAUAUAUCGAUGUCAUACUAUUGAUAGUAUCGAUUAUAGUAUAGUGACGUAUAAACCAUCCAGUGUUCAUAUCGAUACAGUAAAGUUUCCUUAUUCACGCUUACUUUAUUCACGUUUUUUUCACGACUUUAAAAAUUUGUGACCUAUUUCCUAUAUUCGCUAAAGAUUUCUUUAUUUGCGGAUCUAAUCGGUACAUAUUAAUAAAAAAGAUUUGGUUUUCUUUGUAAACGCGUCGAUAAAUGGACUAAUAAAAAAUUAAAACAGACCUACAUAACUGCAUCUAAAAUGUGUUGUCAAAUGCUGUCGCCGCUGUAUAAAUGCUUCGGCUUUCUAUAUUCACGGUUUCUGUAUUCGCGGCAUAUUUACGGAACGUAUACACCGCGAAUAAAGAGGUUUUACUGUACUAUCGAUUAAACAUUCCGAUUAAUUAAUCAUAAUCGAUUAUAUAAUCGAUUUUCGGAUUAUAUGUGGCCCUAGCUGAACAAUAGAUAGGUAUUACAACUGAAAAUAGUUUAGUUUUUAAUUUUGCUCCAAAAUAUAUUAUUUCACUCGUAACAAUUUGUACAUGGGACCAAUACAAGAGUAGACCCUUUCAAUUGAGCAAAAAAUCGUCAAAAUUGGUUUAAAAUCACCAAAGAUAUCGCGUAACAUGCAAACAUCUUUAUUUUUAAAGUAGCUCAGAAACAGUCGGUCAUAGUCGAGUUAAGUAAUUAAUCAUUAGUAGGUAUAAUUCUCUAUUCAUAGAACAGCUCUAAAGACUAACUGCGCUUGCCAACUCGCCUGCCAAGCGUGUCAACUGCUGGCAAAACCCCCCAAGGGGGAGGCUUAUGUUCAGCAGUGGACUGUUAAAAGCUGAUAUAUGAUGAAGCAUAACUCCUUACUUAUCCACAUUAUGUCUUUGAUCACUCCUUAUUGGUGGCUCUAAAGAAUGACCACUAAAAAGGUAAAAAAAUAAACCUGUCGACUAACUAGUUCUACCAAUAA